Closterium sp. NIES-65 is the source of this 1341-nucleotide messenger RNA. The record is from the annotation of a GenBank genome assembly. Lineage: Eukaryota; Viridiplantae; Streptophyta; Zygnematophyceae; Desmidiales; Closteriaceae.
AUGGCUCUGCCCUCAGCGUCGAAGGGCAGUGCAGGCGGCUCGGGCGGCUCGGGCGGCUCGGGCGGCUCGGGCGGCUUGGCGGCUCGGCUGCUGGGCGGCUCGGGCGGCUCGGCGGCUCGGGCGGCUCAGGCGGCUCGGCUGCUGGGGCGGCUCGGCCGCUGGGGCGGCUCGGCUGCUGGGGCGGCUCGGCUGCUGGGGCGGCUCGGCUGCUGGGGCGGCGCAGUUGCUGGGGCGGCGGGGCCGGGAGAUGCAGCUGCGGGGCCGUCAGGGGUAGUGGCGGGGCCGGUAGGUGAAGCGGCGGGGCCGUCAGGUACAGCAGCAGGGCCGGCAGGUGAGACGGCGGGGCCUGCAGAUGAGGCGGCGGGGCCGGCAGGUGCAGUAGCGGGGCCGUCAGGGGUAGCGGCGGGGCCGGUAGGUGCAGUGGCGGGGCCGUCAGAGGGGACGGCGGGGCCGUCAGGUGCAGCGGCGGGGCCGUCAGAGGGGACGGCGGGGCCGUCAGGUGCAGCGGCGGGGCCGUCUGAAGCAGCGGCGGGGCCGGCAGAGGGGACAGCGGGGCCGUCGGGUGCAGCGGCGGGGCCGGCAGAGGGGACGGCGGGGCCCCUGUGCUGCCUGUUGCUGCCUGUUGCUGCCCGUGCAUGUGCUGCCCGUUGCCGCCUGUUGCUGCCCGUGCCUGUGCUGCCCGUUGCCGCCCGUUGCUGCCCGUGCCUGUGCUGCCCGUUGUUGCCCGUGCCUGUGCUGCCUGUUGCCGCCCGUUGCUGCCCGAGCCUGUGCUGCCUGUUGCUGCCCGUGCCUGUGCUGCCCGUUGCCGCCCGUUGCUGCCCGUUGCUGCCCGUGCCUGUGCUGCCUGUUGCCGCCCGUUGCUACCCGUGCCUGUGCUGCCCGUUGCCGCCCGUUGCUGCCCGUGCCUGUGCUGCCUGUUGCCGCCUGUUGCUGCCCGUGCCUGUGCUGCCCGUUGCCGCCCGUUGCUGCCCGUGCCUGUGCUGCCCGUUGCCGCCCGUUGCUGCCCGUGCAUGUGCUGCCCGUUGCCGCCCGUUGCUGCCCGUGCCGCCUGUUGCCGCCCGUUGCUGCCCGUGCCUGUGCUGCCUGUUGCCGCCUGUUGCUGCUCGUGCUUGUGCUGCCCGUUGCCGCCCGUUGCUGCCCGUGCCUGUGCUGCCCGUUGCCGCCCGUUGCUGCCCGUGCCUGUGCUGCCCGUUGCCGCCCGUUGCUGCCCGUGCUUGUGCUGCCCGUUGCCGCUCUGCUGCUGUCCGCGCCCUCGUGCGCCCUGCUGCUACCCGCGCCCUUGUGCGCUCUGGUCUGCCUGCACCCUCGUGCGCUCUGCUGCUGCCCGUGCCCUCCUACUAA